AAGGGGGCACCUAUGGAGCAGCAGGCCAUGCUGGUCCCCUCAUCCAGCCCCCCUAGCCGAAAAUGCCACUCUUAUGGAGGAGUCUGUGGCGAGUUGUGGACUCCCUCACAGAUCCACCUAAAAGAAUGCAGGACCUCAGCGUUCCCCCAAGUCAACUGAGUUUCCUCACCCAUCUAAGUCAGCGAAGCGAGAGGAUAUUUCCACGACGAGCCCGAUACCCUGUGCCCUCCAUAAGUCGCCAUGUGGUCUUCUCGCCCAGCACGUUGGAGCACCAGAAGAAUCGCCAGGUUGUCGUGCAGGCCGAAACCUCGGCCUUCCAGAACUUCGUGCGCGAGAUGUACGAAGCGUAUUACCAACUUUUACUCUCGCAGGAGACGAGAAGACACUGCCUGCAUCCAGAACUACAGCUUGGCAAUCGUAGGCUGAGAUUCAAGGACCUCGUGCUGCUUCAGAGGGUGGCCAGAGAUUUGUGGGCGAAAAUGGGCAAGGAACGAAAGCAACCGUACAAGGAUCUGGCCAUGAUGGCCCUCCAUCGAGCGAGUUUGCGCCUGCCGCCCGAUCCCCAUCGAAUACCCCCACAUCUUAGGAGGACUUCCAAAAAGUUACAGAAGACUAGAUCGGUUUUUAUUCGGAUAUAGAAACCCUUUCUUCCGUUACCCAAAUUAAUUGCGGUUGCCUAUUUCAGACGAUUAAAUAACUGACUCAAGUGCGACAGAGCUGCUUGCACCUUUAGUAAA
Messenger RNA from Drosophila biarmipes, 737 nucleotides. RefSeq lists its product as uncharacterized. Lineage: Eukaryota; Metazoa; Arthropoda; Insecta; Diptera; Drosophilidae. The transcript has a single exon. The record is from RefSeq and is a predicted model, not a curated record. The coding region runs from base 63 to 638 and encodes 191 amino acids.